This is a messenger RNA of Quercus lobata, 636 nucleotides long. RefSeq names its product cysteine-rich PDZ-binding protein-like. The record is from RefSeq and is a predicted model, not a curated record. Gene Ontology annotation, biological process: cytoplasmic microtubule organization. Bases 92 to 382 code for a protein of 96 amino acids. Gene Ontology annotation, molecular function: microtubule binding. The transcript has 4 exons. Lineage: Eukaryota; Viridiplantae; Streptophyta; Magnoliopsida; Fagales; Fagaceae.
UAUAUAUUAAGGCCCAAACGAAACUGUAUAGUUAGGGCUCCGAUUUUCUCAGAGCAAAAACAAAAACAAAAAUUCACAGUUUUUGACAACAAUGGUGUGCGAGAAGUGUGAGAAGAAGCUAACGAAGGUGAUAGUACCAGACAAGUGGAAAGCAGGUGCAAGCAACACCACUGAAGGCGGUGGCCGCAAGAUCAACGAGAACAAGCUCCUCUCCAAAAAGAGCAGAUGGACUCCAUACGGCAAUACAAAAUGCAUCAUAUGCAAGCAACAAGUACACCAGGAAGCCAAGUACUGUCACACCUGUGCUUAUUCGAAAGGAGUCUGUGCAAUGUGCGGUAAGCAAGUACUUGACACCAAGAUUUACAAACAGAGCAAUGUAUGACGCAGACCAGAUACUAGCUGCCUUCUCUGUUAGUGCCUUUCCCUAAGUGAACUCAUCAAAAUCAUUAGAGGAUGUAAACUUUCAUUAACUAUAACAUGUAUACUUGGUGUUAGUAAUGAAGAAUAGCUCAUUUUAUAUUCUGAUGCAUUGUACUUGUAACCUAGAUUAUGGUGUUUCCAUGUAAAUUUAUCUUUAAAAUGGACAAUUUCUUUCUGUAGAUACAAGUGGCAAAAUGUGCUUGGGUUUCAGAUUUA